AUGACGGACUCCGAGAAGUAUCAUUACGCCGAACCUAGGGAUGAUACUUUUGAGCCCGAGCGUCUUUCCGCGACUCGAGGUGGGCGAUAUGCAGAGGGCGCCCCUAUUGGCUACCAUGAUAACGACGUCUUUGGCAACGAGGAGAAUGCCGCAAUCAAAUACAAGACUCUCUCCUGGCCACUCGUUGCAGUGCUCAUGAUCGCCGAGAUCGUCAGCAAUGGCAUGCUCUCGCUCCCUGCUGCGACAGCUGUAGUAGGUAUCGUGCCAGGAAUCGUUUUGAUCGCUUUUUUAGGCAUAUUCGCAUUGUAUACGUCUCUCGUCUUGAUCGACUUCAAGCUCAAUCAUCCCGAAGUCCACAACAUGGGCGACGCUGGGCUGAUAAUGGGCGGUCCAAUCCUACGAGAGAUCCUCUCCGCAGGAACUGUGAUAUUCGCCGUCUUCGCGACUGGCUCGCAGCUCCUCGCUGGCCAGAUCACCCUAGGCGUCUUGUCUGAGAACAAGCUAUGUCUGAUGCUGUACACAGGGAUCUUCGCCGCCGCGACGCUCGUCCUAUCUUUCCCCAGGACUCUUGAUUCUCUCUCAUGGCUCUGCAUACCGUCAUGUAUCUGCAUCCUCGUGGCGGGGAUCGUAGGCAUGGGUGCAGCAGGCGGUUAUCCAGCACCCGAUCGCCACGUUGACGUCGCUCGAUCUGCAAGCUUCUACGAUGCGUUUGUAUCCAUAACAAACCCGGUCUUUGCAUAUGCAGGACACUUUAUGUUCUUCAUUCUAAUCUCAGAGAUGCGGAGGCCUCAAGAUGCCAAAAAGGCAGCCUGGGUCUUGCAAGUUUUUGCCACCACGUUCUACAUCGUCUUUACGAUCGUCAUGUACGUCUACCUCGGCCCAUCCGUACAGUCACCGGCAUUCUCAUCCUUGCCUACAAAAUGGGCCAAAGCUACGUACGGCAUCGCCCUUCCGAACUUUCUCAUCGCCGGUGCCUUGUACUCGCAUACAGCGGCGAAGUUGUUUUUCAUUCGCCUGUUCCGCCGCACCCGACAUCUGCACGAGCACACCGUCCUGGGCUGGACGACAUGGACUAUUCUGAUCAUCCUUGCCAACGGGGCCGCCUUCGUUCUCGCGGUUGGUGUACCGAUAUUUGCCUAUCUUGUCUCGAUCGCCGCGAGUCUGUUUGCAAGCUGGUACACCUAUGGCAUUGCAGGCGCGUUCUGGUUGUAUGAUGCCUGGCAUGGUCUGGACAAGGGCCGCUUGAGGGGUGUUUAUGGCGUCAGAGCUUGGAAAGGUAACCCUUUCAAGACGGUCUUGAACAGUCUCACGUUCCUGGCUGGGGCGUUUAUCUGCGUCGCUGGAACCUAUGUCUCAAUCAAACUUAUCAUUGACGCAUAUAGCAGUGGCAGUGUUGGCGAACCAUUUGCAUGUUGA
Messenger RNA from Exophiala spinifera, 1416 nucleotides. RefSeq lists its product as uncharacterized. Gene Ontology annotation, molecular function: amino acid transmembrane transporter activity. Bases 1 to 1416 code for a protein of 471 amino acids. Gene Ontology annotation, biological process: amino acid transmembrane transport. The record is from RefSeq and is a predicted model, not a curated record. The transcript is spliced from 7 exons. Gene Ontology annotation, cellular component: vacuolar membrane. NCBI's taxonomy places the organism in Eukaryota, Fungi, Ascomycota, Eurotiomycetes, Chaetothyriales, Herpotrichiellaceae.